Molecule: messenger RNA, 2982 nt
Organism: Trypanosoma cruzi
Lineage: Eukaryota; Euglenozoa; Kinetoplastea; Trypanosomatida; Trypanosomatidae
Exons: 1
Coding region: 1-2982 (993 amino acids)
Source: RefSeq, a predicted model, not a curated record
AUGAAGUCGUUUGUCUUGCCUCCCCUCCACUCAUCCGUGAAGGGCGACAUGUGGUGCUCGCGGGUGCCAUUGCCGCCGCCAUCGGACCUUGUGUCGACGGAGUCGGGGCCUUUGCUUCCAUCUAUUGACAAGUCUCGACGGCGUCAGGAGUUAAGACGGAUGGAAACGAAGGUGGCGGCUCUCGAGUUAGCAGUGGAAAAGGAACGGUUGGAGCGACUGGAGUCCAAGUUACGUAGCGUCAUAUGCGGACGGGAGCACGAGAAACGCCACCAGCUUCUUUGGCACUACCAGAAGGAGAAGGCAAAGGCGGAGCGGGAGACAGCCGCGAUUGAGGCGAGGUCACUGGCAUUACAACGGUCAAAAUACAUGCGGAUUGUGCGCGAAUACCAAGAGCGUGGCCAUCUCCUGCAUCUUGAGACAACCACACGGGCAGGCAUGGUAAGUGAGGAAGAAGAUGCACGACGUCAUGUAGCAUCGCUGCGUGAACUGGUGCUGCUUGAGGAACGACGCCGACAGGUGGAACGAGAGGCGGCUACCGCAGAGUUUAUCGCUAAGGAUUUAUGGGGGAUACGUGAUUGGGAGUCGCGCAUUGCGGCGAUGUCGUUUUAUCCCACUGAAGCCUUUUCGCCCGCGGCGUGUCUUUUUUCCCGCCGUAACGUCGGCACGGGCGGCUACCGCGGAAGAGCAGAUCUUCUUAUGGACUAUGACGUCUGCGAGGAAGAGUGGAAAGUCCGGCUGGCGCUUAUCUCGAAGGAACGCGUAGACCGCCAUCUGCUGGAGUGGCGACACGGCGUAUUGCGCUUGCAGUUUGUUGAGGAAACUCAGGCAAGAAAGGCAAUAGAAGAACUGUGUGUCUACGGUAGCUGUCAGGCUCGGCUGAGUGCGAUCCUACGGGUUCAGCGGUGGUGGCGCAUGCUUCAACGAACCGGGUGGAAUGAACGGAAAAGGCGGGAGCUUAAGAAAUAUGUGGCCCAAAGACGAAGGCAAAUGAAGUCACGUGAUUACCGUGCCAUCCUUGGUCGGAUGAGGCGACAGAUGGAGGCUGCCGCCUCCCCCAUUUCAUUGGAGGAAGUGCACAAGUCUAUGGCGGCCAUUGAACGGGCGGUAGAAAUGUCGUAUCAAUACAUAUUUGAUUAUUUUGUUUACACAUUGAUGAAUCGUGCGUCAAACCUGCAGGAAACUGAGGCACAAAAUCUCCGUGAAUACCCACUGGAAAAGGACGAUGGCACAGCGAUCAUCCCGCCUGUUUUAAAGCUUCUACAUGUGCCGUACCGUCUGUAUGUGCGCCAACAACCACUGCAGCCAUAUCCACUAUGGCGCGCAGUGCGGUGGAUAGAGGGGUCCUACUCGUUCAUCCAACAGGUGCGGCUUUUUGAAGAGGCCGAGGCGCAAUCGAGGGACUCCAUUUGCGCACAGGAGGAGAAGGAACUGGAGACACUGCAGAUAUAUCACGCAGUGAUGAAGAAUGGGGCUUGGGCUUGGCGUUCCUUUUACACCACGAUCCUCUGUAUUGAGGAGGAGGAAACUGUGGGUCGUGACCUCUUGCAGACGUGGGAAAAAAAUGUUCGUGGCGCUAUUGUGGAUGAGGCGGAGGCGUCCAUGUCAAGGUGCAUCGUGUCGGAGGAAAAGUUGCGGGUGCUGGAUGAUGAGGCACGAGCGCGAAUUGAAAUUGUCGCGGAAGAGUUGGGGGUAUUUGCACGCCUGACGGAGGAAGAAUGGCGGUGGGACAACCUCCUGCGGCUGCGCAGAGAACUGUGGAGGCCGGGCUUUGGCAAGUCACGAUGGGGAAUGGAAUGGAGUCACGGCAUGGGUCGCAAGUUUGACUCGCUGGAAGCAGCGGUGCGAAUCAUUCAACGCUUCUUUUGCAGGGCGUCCAAUCGCCAACAUCGCUCAGAGAAGGCGCGACAGGCCAUGAGUUUGUCGCAGGAGAUGCAACUUAAGAAGAUAUCUGCCGACAUGGUGAAGACGCUGGAGGCGCAGCAUUGUGAGGAAAAUAAAGAGGAAGAGUUGCGGGCCGCGUCCAGUGUGCACGUUGAGGAAUCUGAUGGCAUCGUAGAGUCUCAACUUGAAAUGGCGGUGGAUUCUUUCCGUGAUUGGUUUGAUUUAAGCGCCCAGAGGCCGAUGGAGGAAAAUUACAAGGAGAUCGUUUCACGGUUUCUCCAGGAAAACAGAAGACUAUACAUGUACAUGCAUAUUUUGUUUGCAGUUGUGCGUAACGGGCGUCAGCGGAUUGAGGAAGAGGAAGCGAGGGAGUACAGUGCAAUGCAAUGCACUCAUGCAUUUGUUGCCAUUGCAAUUGACGCGCUCUACAGAGAGGAGACGGCGCGGCGCCAAAAUCUCGAGAGUGACGCCAGGGAGGAAAGUUCCCAGUGGCAUGAGCGUGCCGGAUUUCUUGCCGCCCUGGCAAAGUACACCGCCACCACGAAGAAGAGGAUUAAAAAGAACGCGCAUCCACCGUGCAUGAACCACAUGGAACGACUUUUGAGCCGCGAGGAUGUGGUUCGGACAAGGCGUCUUGUGGAGGAACGGUGUGACCGUAGCGACAUAUUGCUUUCCCUUCAUGCCAUUGUAUACAGUGCCACUUUGCGGGAGGAGCAGCAGGAGAGGUCGGUGCUGUACGAACACAUUGACGAAUGCUGGAGCGCCCACUCUCCUUUUACACUGCUGGCAAAAGCGGAGGAAGUAGCGAGGCGCAAGGUGGAGGUGGAGGCGUACAGUAGCUAUGGCCCAUUGCUUGAUUGUGAGUGUGCCAAUUACGGCCAGAUGACACUUUUCCGGCAGUUCCUUCGCGGGCAUUUGAGUUUUGAAAGUGAGGCACGUUACUUUGACAGACAACUGACGGAGUUGCUUUUGCAACGCGUAUCGCUUCUCCGCAGCAAAAUUGACGAACUGGUGGCUGCAGAGACGUGCGCCCGUGCGCGAGUUGAGUACUUUGAAGAAAUACACCGUGUUUUAUAUUUAUGCACAGCUGAUGUUGUGUGA